Messenger RNA from Sphaeroforma arctica JP610, 2056 nucleotides. RefSeq lists its product as hypothetical. Gene Ontology annotation, molecular function: 1-phosphatidylinositol 4-kinase activity. Bases 197 to 1150 code for a protein of 317 amino acids. Gene Ontology annotation, biological process: phosphatidylinositol phosphate biosynthetic process; phosphatidylinositol-mediated signaling. The record is from RefSeq and is a predicted model, not a curated record. NCBI's taxonomy places the organism in Eukaryota, Ichthyosporea, Ichthyophonida. Gene Ontology annotation, cellular component: membrane; cytoplasm. The transcript is spliced from 10 exons.
GGCGACAGACCACAGUCAACUACAAUUCGCAACCUCACUACCGCACAGCGGAGCGCUGCAAGUGGACGAAUCUCCGCUCGCAAAGAUAUGUUCGGAACCAGCCAAUAAGAGCGACCGGUCUAUAAAUAGAACUGCGGAUAUAUAUAGAACUGACCACGUGCGGCCUCCUCUGGUGGCGCGCAGUGCGAGUGUAGAUAUGGGCGAUGCGAUGGAUGUCAUGAUCUGCGAACGGUUCAUACCGAUGAAGUCACAGAGCGUCCGAAGGGUCAUCCUCUACGACGACGUGGUUAAGCUGAAAGAGCCGUGGGAGAUCAAGCGCGAGCGGGUGCGCACCGCCUCGCCCUACGGACACCUUCGCAACUGGAAUGUGUUGUCGGUGAUUGUCAAGAGCGGUGAUGAUUUGCGACAGGAUGUUUUGGCGUCGCAAUUGCUGUUACAAUUCGAGCUGAUCUGGAAGACGGAAAAGGUCGAUCUGUGGCUGCGACCUGUGCGCGCGAUGAUCACAUCUAACAACAGUGGGAUCAUCGAAACCAUCCACGACGCCAUCUCCAUCCACUCCAUCAAGAAGCACAACAACGGCUCUCUCUACGAGUACUUUGUUCAGGAGUAUGGGCCCGUUGGGUGUCCCCGAUGGAAUAAAGCGCAGUACAACUUCAUCCAAAGCAUGGCUGCGUAUUCGUUGGUCGCCUACUUCUUACAGAUUAAGGACCGGCACAACGGCAACAUCAUGCUGACUCGUGACGGCCAUCUGGUGCACAUUGACUUCGGCUAUUUCAUCUCCUCAUCGCCGCGCAAUAUGGGCUUUGAAUCGGCGCCGUUUAAGCUGACCACUGAGUUUGUCCAGGUGAUGGGUGGGGUGGAUAGCCCUGGCUACCGGAAGUUCCGAGAUCUUCUGUUCAUCGGGUUUGUCACGGCCAAGAAACACAUGGAGAACAUACUGGUGCUUGUGGACAUCAUGCAGAAAGGUUCUGAUUUGCCGUGCUUUGUGGCGGGUCUCGAAUGCCGUCGGUUGAUGAAGGAAAGAUUUUUUCACUCCGAGACUGAACACAAUCUCAAACUACUGGUGAAUGGGUUGGUGGACAGGUCUCUGGAUGCCAUGUCCACUGUAUUGUAUGAUAACUACCAGUACUACACGAAUGGUAUUUUGUGAUGACCCAAAGCGUCUCGUCAAGGAGUCAUCAGGGAUAGUAUGCAGGGGCUUGCAGAAGGGCCAACGUUUGACACCCUUCUGUCACUGGCCGUGACACCCGUGUUGUGUUAGGGUUCCAAGUUGUCAACACACUAGGGGAGCCGUCACGCCGACUAUCGACCAGUCUAUGGCACAGUUAUAGCGACUGAGAACAUCACCGUUGAACACAUGCGCUCCCAAUCAAUCUGCGUGACACCCUUAUGUAUAAAUGGCUGUAUAUGCACCGGUGUGUGUCCAGAAGCACAGGAUCGAUGCGUUUACACGGACCGCCCUGCUGGGGAACCGACGGAUAGACAGUCGGUGGUCGCCAUGGGAGAUGGCGGUGCAAACUCACUACUCAGAGUGUUUGAUCCCUGUGGGUGUGCUUGCUCCUUACUUCCAACAAGUAGUGAUACAUACAACUCCUUGUUUGGUAGCCCAGUGCCAUAAGUCCCCUUUGGAUGAUAUAUACGCAUAGCGUAUUUGGCCCAAGCGAGGCUACUGGGGAGCAUUGUAAUUCUGGCUUAAUUUGGAUGUUUGGACGAAGGUAGUAUAAACAGACCAUAAGAUCCUUGUCGCUAUUCAAGCGAAAUAAUCUGUUGAUGAAAGAUCGAAAGAUCGUUGGAACAAACCCACUGCCUGUAAUCGCGGCGGGGCGCUUUUGCUACCAAGCAUUUGUUACUACAGGGAAUACGACUAAACGAUUGUCUGGCGCUAGCCAUACUUUAGUCGACCUGAAGGCAGAUGUGAUGGGACAGAUAGAUAAGAAUGGCCAAUAAAGUCAUACAAACGCAGCGUCCACUACUAUGAGUAACGGCCAAGAGAAUGUCAAAUAAAACGCUUUUCAAAUCGUACAAUGACAAUCAGGGAAUCCAAAGAUGAUUAGCA